Messenger RNA from Zea mays, 880 nucleotides. RefSeq lists its product as uncharacterized. The record is from RefSeq and is marked validated. Bases 308 to 592 code for a protein of 94 amino acids. The transcript is spliced from 2 exons. NCBI's taxonomy places the organism in Eukaryota, Viridiplantae, Streptophyta, Magnoliopsida, Poales, Poaceae.
CGCCCGUGCAUGAUUAAUUAGGUCGCGCGCUAGCUGUGCGGACUGCUAGGAGCUAGCUCCAUCGUCGUCCGGUUGUUAUUCCUCCUUCUCAACACACAUUGCCCGUUGCCAACAUCAUCCUUCCAGCUUCCUGGCCGACGAGCAGUGCCUUCAUAUAUACAAACGUACACCAGCUACACUACACAUCUCUCUAGCUAGCUCUCUCUCUCUCUGCUCCGGCAGGGCUUCACCUCACCUGUGCUGUUGUGUGCGUGCGUGCUUAUAUGGGUUCUUGGGUGCGCACCAUCACAACGCCCUUCAGGAAAGCAUGCACCAUCUUCGGCCCGCAGAAGGACGGCGGCGGCGGCGGCAAGAGGUCGCAGCAACCAAACCCAGCGACGAUGGUACGGCACGUCGACGACGCCGCCGAGAGGGCCAAGCUGCACGGGGAGGUGAUGGCGUGCGCCUACGAAGACGUGCAGGUCAUGUGGUCCAUGCUCGACCAGACAACAAGGAUUGGGGAUCUCAGUGGCAGCUCGUGACCGCCGGCAAUUGUCCGUUCAUGCAUUUUCCUAGAGCCACAAAGGUGGAGAUGCAGACAUGGUGUACAUAGCAAAAUAUCUUCUCACCAAACAUCCCCCCCCCCCACCCACCCACUUGCUUUCUUGGGCCUUGAAUUGGAAGAGCUAUUUGCGCCGAUCAAUUGAGCCCAGAACCAAGUGCCCGUUUUGUACGUAGCAAGAUUUAUUAGCUUUUCUUUUGGAGUUUCCAGCUCAGUUGAGAGUUUGAAUCCUCAGCACUCUUCUCUUUGAGGUACUCGAUUGGAGUGAUGUACAUUGCCACGCAGGAAAAACUGGCAUUUGUGUCAGCCCAGUUAAUUUUUAUCGGCAUUCAGCACAGC